AUGAAUAAGGUUCAGAUUUUCAUCGCGGUGGUUCUUGCUUCCUCCGCCAUAGCCAUGGCAGAGCAACCCCUAGACCAAGAAAUCGAUGAACUGUUUAAAUGGCCAUCUCUUACCCAUCACUAUGAUUCCUUGUCUUUCUUCAAAAAGUUCCAGUGUGGUGCUUCCAUCCACAAGGUUUACUCAUGUCUCCGAUUAUCUUUCCUGAAGUUUAACACCCAGAACUUCCAACUCCUCCAUGUUGCCACCGACUGUUGCGCCUCCAUACGUGAUUUUCGUGAGAGAUGCAGUGACGGCAAGAUCGGGCAAUUUGAGAGUUUUUUAUUUCCUCCGCUGCUUUUCAAACAAUGUAUCGCCGGUGAUGCGGCGGCACCAGGGCCAGCACCGGCUGCAGCCGCUGGACCAGCUGCUGACAUUGAAGUGUAA
This is a messenger RNA of Lactuca virosa, 423 nucleotides long. The record is from the annotation of a GenBank genome assembly. NCBI's taxonomy places the organism in Eukaryota, Viridiplantae, Streptophyta, Magnoliopsida, Asterales, Asteraceae.